AUGGCCUAUAAUCUCGCGUAUAUGGAAUUUCAACAGUCUACUUAUUACUUAUCUACUUAUCAUUGGUUAAAACGUGUUAAAUAUUAUCAUCAACCAUGCCAACAAUAUCAUGAUCUAAAAUGUUUUCAUGAUGAACAACAAAUGUGUUUAUGUGCUGAGGAUCAUCGAGCAGAUUGUUUUGAGUUUGAUCAUAAUAUGACGUAUAAUUGUGAUGGACAUAAUUACUGUGAAAAUGGUGCAAAGUAA
Molecule: messenger RNA, 246 nt
Organism: Didymodactylos carnosus
Lineage: Eukaryota; Metazoa; Rotifera; Eurotatoria; Philodinida; Philodinidae
Source: the annotation of a GenBank genome assembly